Adineta steineri is the source of this 1891-nucleotide messenger RNA. Lineage: Eukaryota; Metazoa; Rotifera; Eurotatoria; Adinetida; Adinetidae. The record is from the annotation of a GenBank genome assembly.
AUGGUAAAACAAACAAUUCAAAUAUUUUGUCGAAUUAAACCAACAAAAUCAAAAACAUCCGUUUAUGAAAUAAAUCCUGUUGAAGAUGGAGCUCAUUUAUCCGUUAUGAUUCCAAAAGAAGCCACGGAUGGUUAUAUAAAUAAUAAAAAAGAAGAUUUUCGUUUUCGUUUUCGUCAAAUAUUUGAUCAAACUGCUAAACAAGAAGAUGUUUUUGCAUUGGUUGCUCGACCAGUUAUUGAUAAUGUUAUUUCUGGAUAUAAUGGAACAAUAUUCGCUUAUGGACAGACAGGUUCAGGUAAAACAUUUACAAUAACUGGUGGACCUGAACGUUUUAGUGAUCGUGGUAUUAUUCCACGUUCUCUUUCAUAUAUUUUUCAACAAUUUGGACAACAUGCUGAUCAAAGUCAUACGGUUCAUGUAUCUUAUUUAGAAAUUUAUAAUGAAAAUGGUUAUGAUCUUCUUGAUCCUAAACAUGAAGCAGCUAAAUUAGAAGAUUUACCGAAAGUACUUUUAAUGGAAGAUGAAGAUCAAAAUAUGCAUUUAAAAAAUUUAUCAGUUCAUGCUGCACAAAAUGAAGAAGAAGCACUUAAUUUGUUAUUUCUUGGUGAUACAAAUCGAAUGAUUGCUGAAACACCAAUGAAUCAAGCUUCAACACGAUCUCAUUGUAUAUUUACAGUUCAUGUUACAAGUAAAGAAAUUGGUUCAGCAACUGUACGUAAAGCCAAAUUACAUCUUGUUGAUUUAGCUGGUUCUGAACGUGUAGCAAAAACAAAUGUCAAUGGUUUAUUAUUAACAGAAGCGAAAUAUAUUAAUUUAUCACUUCAUUAUCUUGAACAAGUUAUUGUUGCUCUAUCAGAAAAACAUCGUUCACAUAUACCAUAUCGAAAUUCUAUGAUGACAUCAGUAUUACGUGAUAGUCUUGGUGGAAAUUGUAUGACAACAAUGAUUGCAACAUGUUCAGUUGAUAAACGAAAUAUUGAAGAAACAAUAUCAACUUGUCGUUUUUCACAACGUGUAGCAUUAAUUAAAAAUGAUGCUAGACUCAAUGAAGAACUUGAUCCACGUUUAUUAAUUAAUCAAUUACGAGCAGAAAAUUUACAAUUACGUAAUCAAAUCACAAUACAAAGUGGUAGUGAACAAUUUACUGAAUUGUUAACAGCUGAACUUAUAGCAAAAUUAACAGAACAAGUUAAAAAUUAUUUAGCUGAUACAGAUAAUGAAGCAACAUUAAAUGUUGGUGCUGAUAUGCGUAAAAUUGAUCAAUGUUAUCGAGCAUUUAAAAAAUUACAUCUUGAAUUACAAGAACAGGUUAAAACAGCAUCAACAACACCGAAUAAAAAUAGUCAACCAAUUUAUAUAACACAUGAUAUAUCACCAUAUGAUAGUAAAGAAGUUAAAGAAUUAAAAGAAAUUAUUAAAUUACGAGAUAAUGAAAUAAGUAUACUUGUAAAUAUGUUAAAAAAAGAAAAGAAAACAGAAUAUCGUCCAUUUAGUGAAAGUACAACACCACCAACUGAUAGUUCAUUUUCCGCGAAUGAUCGAGCUGGUAAUCAAAGUAAGUUAAGAGAAAUAUUUUCGUCAAGCUAUUCAACUCAAAUAAAAGAUCAUCAAGAACGUUGUCGGUGUAAUCUGAAAAUAGGUUACACUACAAAAUACUCCAAAAAUCUGAUUCCUACAAAUGAUAUAUCAAAAGAUGACCAGUUUUUCAAUGAAUCUCAUAGCAGAGCUAAAAGACUGUAGAGACGAUGUAGGAUUUUGUAAUAUUUUAUGAGAGACCGAAACGAAUAAAUAAAUGUCGAUUCGAUUCGGUUCAAAAAAAACUUACAUUCGAAUACAAUUCAAUCCGUAAUCGAUUCGAUUCGCGAACGAAAUAGGUUCAUUCGAACUCAAU